AUGCGCCCCCCCGGCCGCCGCGGGGUCCCCGCGGUGCCCCCAGCCCUGCUGCUGCUGCUCCUGCCGCUGCUCGGGGCGCCGCGCGCGGUGGGCGCAGGGGCGGGCGCACCCGCGGAGCUGCGGGUCCGCGUGCGGCUGUCCGACGGCCAAGUGACCGAGGAGAGCCUGCAGGCGGACAGCGACGCGGACAGCAUCAGCCUCGAGCUGCGCAAGCCCGACGGCACCCUCGUCUCCUUUGUGGCGGACUUCAGGAAGGAUGUGAAGAUCUUCCGGGCCCUGAUCCUGGGGGAGCUGGAGAAGGGGCAGAGCCAGUUCCAAGCCCUCUGCUUUGUCACACGGCUGCACCACAAUGAGAUCAUCCCCAGUGAGGCCAUGGCCAAGCUUCGACAGAAAAACCCACGGGCAGUGCGGCAAGCUGAGGAGACACGGGGCCUAGAGCACCUGCACAUGGACAUCGCUGUCAACUUCAGCCAGGGGGGCCUGCUGAGCCCCAACCUCCGCAACGUGUGUGCUGAGGCUGUGGACGCCAUCUACACACGCCAGGAAGACGUCCAGUUCUGGCUGCAGCAAGGAGUGGACAACUCAGUGUUCGAGACUCUGCCCAAGGCCUCGGAGCAGAUGGUGCUGCCUCGCUGCCGGCAGGUGGGGGACCGCGGGAAGCCCUGUGUCUGCCGCUAUGGCCUGAGCCUGGCCUGGUACCCCUGUAUGCUCAAGUACUGUCACAGCCGUGACCGGCCGGCGCCCUACAAAUGCGGCAUCCGCAGUUGCCAGAAGAGCUACAGCUUUGACUUCUACGUGCCCCAGAGGCAGCUGUGUCUCUGGGAUGAGGACCCCUAGCUGGUGGAGUGAGGGGGUGGGUUCUGAGGUGACUUCCCUGGGCCCACUGCCCCUCCCCGGCCACUGCACAGGGUGACAACCCCCAAUGAGGCCUUAUGUCCCUUCCCUUCUCCUAAUCCCGGAGCCUCUGGCCCCAUCACUCAUGACUGUGAAAAGGGGUGUGGCAUGGCAGGGGUUAAGUCUUGAAGACACCCCCCCACUCCCACCCUGUGCCUUCUUUGGGGUACAGAGGGAGAAGAUUCCCCAAACUUGUACCCUUCUCCUGCUUCAACUCCCCUGAAGUAUUUUUCAAGCAACCAAAAUGUGAUGGCCUGUGAUACUUCUAUUUAACGCUUGGGCAGUCUAGACCCUGAAAGGAGUCUGUGCCUGUUACACCGACCUCCCCAUACCUCCUUCCCCUACUGUGGAAGGAGCAAGCCCACCCCACUGCACCUCCCAUGACCCAGCUAGGGGUGGGGGUUGUCUCAGAGAGGGGACUGUUGGGGUCCUAUCCCUGAGCCCCAUCCCUGGGUCACAAAGCUUUCUCCUCACUGCUGGCCUCCAAGGCCACCCCAGAGCAGGUGGGGACCUCCCAGCCCUGAGAUGCCACAGGUGCCUUUCCCCAGACCAGGACUUGCCUCCAGAUCCUGCCCCGGCUUCGCCCGCUCCACACAGAAAUAUUUUUGUAAGGUUCCAUGGCAGAGAGGAGGGAGCAUGAAGUAUAAAGAAAACUUGAAUUCCAGAUUUUUAAUGCAAAGUAUUUAUCAUUUGUACCAGAAAUAAAAGUUUAAGUUUUUACUUGACUGACAGCUGUAGACUUGGCAUUCUGAGAGAAAUUUUGGCCAAUGCUGCCACCUGGUGUCAGAUCCAAGCCCUAUCAAUGCCCAACCUAGAGG
This is a messenger RNA of Talpa occidentalis (Iberian mole), 1712 nucleotides long. RefSeq names its product out at first homolog (gene OAF). Lineage: Eukaryota; Metazoa; Chordata; Mammalia; Eulipotyphla; Talpidae. The transcript is spliced from 4 exons. The coding region runs from base 1 to 837 and encodes 278 amino acids. The record is from RefSeq and is a predicted model, not a curated record.